This is a messenger RNA of Papaver somniferum (opium poppy), 375 nucleotides long. RefSeq lists its product as uncharacterized. Bases 1 to 375 code for a protein of 124 amino acids. Lineage: Eukaryota; Viridiplantae; Streptophyta; Magnoliopsida; Ranunculales; Papaveraceae. The transcript has a single exon. The record is from RefSeq and is a predicted model, not a curated record.
AUGGACCCAAUUCGACCGGAAUUCGAACUUUUGGACUCAGCAGGACUUGAGUACCACCGUUGGGUAGCUGAUGUGGAAACCACCUUUGUGGCAAAGGACUUCACCUCCACUAUCGAGCCAUCUGCCGACGCUUCUCCGGCAACUGAAAAAAACAAAGUUAAUGCUCCUAUGUUCCUCAAGAGGCAUAUCGAUCCUAACCUGCGUUGGGGUUAUCAUCACUUGAAGACACCAAAAGAUCUAUGGGAUGCUCUCGAUAGCCGGUUUGGGAACAUUCAUGAUUCCUUAAUACCACAAUUAAACGUCUUGUGGAACGAAAUACGGUUUCUCGAUUAUGUAAAAGUGAAUGAUUUCCAAAAAGAAAUGCUGCAAAUUUAG